Messenger RNA from Acanthosepion pharaonis, 759 nucleotides. The record is from the annotation of a GenBank genome assembly. NCBI's taxonomy places the organism in Eukaryota, Metazoa, Mollusca, Cephalopoda, Sepiida, Sepiidae.
AUGUAUGUUCAUCUUUUUUUUUCGUUUUUUUUUAUUUGUCGUUUUGUUAUUGCGUCUUUCUUUCUUCAAAUAAAAUAUUCUGUCAUAAGUUGGUCUGUUCGCAACUGUCGUAUCUUUUUUACUUUCUUUAUCGAACUUUUUGCUUUCACAUUCUUAAUUUCACUUCUCAAUCUUUUCCUCUUCCUAUCUAUCUAUCUAUCUAGCUACCUAAUAACUAUCUAUCUAUCUAAUCAUCUCAGUUUUCUGUUUAUUUUAUUCGGUUCUUUCUAUCUAUCUAUCUAUCUAUCUAUCGAUCGAUCGAUCGAUCGAUCUCUAUGUGAAUGUGAUUCUGUUCUUUCCUAUCUAAUCUCAGUCCGUUUAAUAAUAAUAAUGAUAAUAAUAAUAAUAAUAAUAAUAAUAAUAAUAAUAUAUAUAUAUAUAUAUAUAUAUGUAUCAUUCUGUUCUUUUCUAUCUAUCUAUCUAUCUAUCUAUCUAUCUAUCUAUCUAUCUAUCUAUCUAAUCUCAGUUUGUUUAUCUCAUUCUGUUCUCUUCUAUCUCUCUCUCUAUAUGUCAUUCUGUUCUUCACUCUGUUUAAUUCUGUUCUUUUCCAUCUCUCUCUCUCUCUCUCUCUCUCUCUCUCUCUCUCUCUCUCUAUACAUACAUACAUACACACAAUCAGUCUGUUCAUAUUCAUAUUCAUAUCACACUUAUUUUUUAGCUUAUCUAAACAACCGGUUCUAUUCCACUUGGUUUGUGCGCGUGUAUGUGUGUACACAGUGA